Molecule: messenger RNA, 1659 nt
Organism: Lucilia sericata (common green bottle fly)
Lineage: Eukaryota; Metazoa; Arthropoda; Insecta; Diptera; Calliphoridae
Product: leucine-rich repeat neuronal protein 3
Exons: 1
Coding region: 159-1565 (468 amino acids)
Cellular component (GO): extracellular matrix
Molecular function (GO): protein binding
Source: RefSeq, a predicted model, not a curated record
AAUUGAACACUAAUAGCGAAAACAAAUACGGGAAAUUUUAAAUAAAAUGAUUUAUUAACAACAAAAACAAAACCCCAUAAACACAGAUAAUAAAAAGAAAUAAAUAAAUUGUUCAAAGUUUAAAAAAAGUGAAAAGAAAUUCGAAUUAACUAAAAAAGAUGAUGACUAACCAUAAAUCAUGGCUAAUAAUAGCCGCCCUAUUGCUGGUAACACAAUUAUGCAUAGAAAUUUCGGCUGAAGCCGUUGAAGCCAGUGAUGUCGAACUAUUUUGUUAUCCGGAAUUAUAUAAAAAUACCCGCAAAUCGUGUGAAUGCAUAAGCGAAGGUUCUGCACCCUGGGGUUUACGAGUACUCAAUAUUGACUGCAGUUUCAAAAGUCUACUAACGGCAGACUUUUCCGAAAUUUUGCCUCCAUAUGCCGAUCGCUUGGAUUUGACUUGGAAUCAAUUGGAACGUGUGCCCAUGUUGGCCAGUGACAGUUUAACUCUACUAAAUUUAAUGCACAAUAACAUUUCCGUAGUACUGGCUAAGAAUUUUGUUAAAGUAUCGAAUCUUCGCGAAUUGUAUUUGAGUUGGAAUAGUAUACAAACCAUAGAACCAUAUGCAUUUUCCGAUCUACCCCAUUUGCUAGUGUUGGAUUUAUCCCAUAAUAAUUUGCACAAUUUAGCUUUUCAACUAUUUUUACCCCUGCAGUCUUUGGAAACAUUAAAUUUAUCAUGGAAUCGUCAACUCAAUCAAACAGAGGGCAUACAAGACUUGGACUUUUAUCAAACAUAUGGUGUUAAUAAUAAAUUGCGUACUUUGAAAUUGAAGGCCUGUAAUCUGAACAAAAUUGUAUUGCCAAAGAAGGUGGUUUUAAAAGAAUUAGAUUUAAGACGCAAUUCUUUAACAGAGGUGCCAGAAAAUUUGCCUGAAGGUUUAGAGAUAAUAGAUUUAAGUGAAAAUCUAUUUGUGUCCUUAACGGAAUCAGAUGCCAAACGUUUGAGACACAUACAUGAAUUAUACAUGGAAGAUAUGCCUCGUCUUAUAUCCAUCCAAGAAAACUCUUUAGUGCCUUUGGAAUCUUUGGAGAAAGUAAGUUUCCAAAAUAGCCGCAGUUUAGUGGAAAUGCAUGAGUACUCGUUUGGCCAAAAUGCCACACGUUCCCCCAAACUACAUACCAUGAUAUUUCGUGGUACUGCUAUGCGUGGUUUCAAUAAUACUUUGUCUCCGAUAUUUUUCCAACUGGCCACCCUGGAUCUCAAUGGCAUGCCGUUACAUUGCGAUUGUAAUUUAGUAUGGAUUAAGGAGGUGCGUAUAGAAACCCAUGGACGCUGUUUUAAUCCAUCCCGUUUGAGGGGAGUAAGUCUUGCCAAGGCCGAUCCCAAUGAUUUCAGCUGUGAACGUUGGCCACGCUGGGUUUAUGGCAUAAUUGUCUUGGCUCUUAUUGCUCUUUGUUCGAUUUGUAUAUAUUUCAUUGUAGUUGGUUUAAGGCCAAAUGGUGGUGUCACUAUGCGUCGUAAAGUUGGUGCUGGCAGUCCAUAUGCUCGUGUCACUAUAGAGCCCAACCGUCAGGAGCAUUAUUAAUAUGUUAAAAGUUAUGUUGGUGGAAAACUCUUAUGACAUAAUGUGUAUUGAAUUAAUGUUUAUUUUAAUUAAACAGAUUUUUUGUAUAUAAUAA